GUCACAAACCUCUUUCUCCUGUUUUAUUGCCGAGUCCAAUUCCAUCAUUGACUGACUACUACUUCAUUCUCUCUCCUUUCACCCUUUCUCAAGUCUAUAUCCCUUUCAUUUCUUUGAAAAUUUUAUGGCCAAAAAAGUUGGACUCUCCAUUGAUCCAGAUCCAUUUUUUAGCUUAUUAAUUCACCAUAAACCAUUACAAUUAUUCUUCUUCUCAACUCUUUUCUUCAACACAAACACUUCAACUUAGUCUCACAAAAUAUUAUGGAUACCACAAUUAACAACAAUAACAAAAACAAAAACAAGUCUCCAUCUACAACAAUCCCUUUUCAAGUCAACCUUACCUCUUCUAAUGACUCACUUUCUGAUCAUGAUGAAAACAGACCCAUCAUCAAUGAACUUGACUUUUUCUCUACAAAUAACCAUGAAAAUAUUGCCUCUUCUUCCACUUCUGCACCUCCCUAUCAUCAUAUACAUGAUCAUUACACCAAUCCUUCUUCUCUCUUGGAAUUGAAAGUAAACACUAGUUUGAAUCUUCUUACCACCAACGCAAGCAAUGAUCAAUCCAUGGUGGAUGCUGACAUACCAAGUAAUUCAGAAGACAAAAGAGGUCAACUUGAGGCCGUUGUUCUUCAAGGUGAGCUUGAGAGAUUGAAGGUAGAGAAUCAUCAAUUGAGGAACAUGCUCGAAGAGCGCAAUCGGAAUUACAGCACAUUGCAGAUGCAUUUGGUGAGUUUGAUGCAAGAGAGAAAGGUAGAGGAUUGUAAUGAAGAUAAAAAACAAGUAGAGAUGAAACAAAAUGGAAAUGGUGGAUUUUUGGUUCCAAGGCAAUUUAUGGAUCUUGGAUUAGCUACUAAUAAUUCUAAUGUUGCUGCUGAUGAACCAAGAAGUCAAGAUCAGUCAAAAGCAGUUGGAAACAACAAUGAAGAAGGUUCCAAGGAUGAAGCACUUGUGCCUGAUCAUGAUAUGAAGGAAUCUGAUAAGGGAAAUGAACGAGACGAUAGUCCUCCGAAUCGAGUUUUACCUGCUAAUAAUAGUAAUAAUGUUCCAAAUUUUAGUCCUCAAACUAAUGUUGAACAAGCUGAGGCUACCAUGAGGAAAGCACGAGUUUCGGUUAGGGCUCGAUCGGAGGCUGCUAUGAUCAAUGAUGGAUGCCAAUGGAGAAAGUAUGGACAGAAAAUGGCGAAAGGAAACCCAUGUCCUCGAGCUUAUUAUCGAUGCACUAUGGCUCACGGCUGUCCAGUGAGAAAACAGGUACAAAGGUGUGCUGAAGACAGAUCAAUACUCAUAACAACAUAUGAAGGAAAUCACAUUCAUGCAUUGCCACCAGCAGCUAUGGAAAUGGUACAAACAACAUCAGCAGCUGCAAGAAUGCUUUUAUCAGGACCAAUGACAAGUCCUGAUGGCCUAAUGAAUCCAAAUUUCCUCACAAGAGCAAUCCUUCCUUAUUCAUCAAGCAUAGCAACUAUCUCGGCCUCAGCACCAUUUCCAACUGUUACAUUAGACUUAACCGAACCACCAAAUUCAAACCAAUUCCCUAACAAUAAGAACACAAAUCAGUUCCAAUUUCCGUUCGCUCAAAAUUUUGCAAACUCAUUACUACCUCAGAUAUUCGGUCAAACAUUGCUUAACCAAACAACAUUUUCAGGACUUCAGAUGUCACAAGAUGGAGAAAAUUCUCAAUUGGGUAAUCAAUCUCAGCAACAACUUGCUGACACAGUUACUGCCAUUGCAUCUGAUCCUAACUUCACUACAGCAUUGGCAGCUGCUAUUACUUCCAUUAUUGGAGCUGCACAACCAAACAAUGGUAACAACAGUACUAUUAAUAAUGGUAACAGUACUAUAGCCAACAAUAAUAAUGGCAAUGUUACAUCUAAUAACAAUGCCAAUGGAAGCAAUAAAGGCAACAAUCCUAAUUCAUCAGGAAACUAGCUAGCUAGAUAGCUCACAGUGAUAGCUUUUUUUUAAUAUUAGUCUUACAUUUUUUGGAUUUUUUAAUUAUUUUUUCCCUUCAUUAGUUGGGUUCGGAAACGUUUGGACAAGGACGCGACACUGGCUCAUUAUUUUUUUCAAAUUAUUAUUGAUAUGACGUAUUAACGUCGUGUCUAGUGACCUGUGUCUGUGUGAGUGUUUUCAUAGCAAACAAAUAGGUUGAGGUGAAAUUUUCCCAUUUGUUCAACUCAAGGAAAUUUUGAUAUUGGAUCUAUAGUGGAUUUUUUGGCAAUUAUUUAUGUCUCCAUUCAUUAUUAUGCUACCUCUAGGUAUGUACUACGUCCGUGAUAUUUUAUAAGUAAAUUUUAUUUUUUUAAAUUUAUUGUAUAAUUAACGUAUAUGAAUAUAUUAAAUAGUUUAAAUAUAUUAAUUAUUUGCUUAUAAAAUAUGAUGGAGGAAGUAUGCGGAGGUUAUAAUUUAGGAAGAAGUAUAUUG
Trifolium pratense (red clover) is the source of this 2424-nucleotide messenger RNA. Its product is annotated as probable WRKY transcription factor 31. The coding region runs from base 262 to 1929 and encodes 555 amino acids. NCBI's taxonomy places the organism in Eukaryota, Viridiplantae, Streptophyta, Magnoliopsida, Fabales, Fabaceae. Gene Ontology annotation, molecular function: sequence-specific DNA binding; DNA-binding transcription factor activity. Gene Ontology annotation, biological process: regulation of DNA-templated transcription. The record is from RefSeq and is a predicted model, not a curated record. The transcript is spliced from 5 exons.